AUGGCGCCUGAGGAUGGUGGACCACUACCAGCUCCUCAUUCGCUACCCGUGUCCUAUGAAAACACUCUACUUCCAUCCGAGAUACCAAGUACGGGAAGGAAUUACUAUACUACUAAUGACCCACAAAUCACAGGUAUUAAAGAAAUGAAGCGGCGCUAUGAAGCAGAUCCCCGUCUUGCCACUGUGGAUCCUCGUCAGCGACACAUGAAACCCCCGCGCUGGUCGCGACUACGUCCAAGGAGGCAUCUCGAGCAAAUCUUCUAUAAAUACGACGAAUACUCCGUCGGACCUCCUCCCCCUCGCGAAAUUGUCAUUCGCGGAUUAUCACCGCUUACAAGCCCUGCCACUGUUCUCCAACAGUGCCGCAUGCAUGGGAAAGUCGAAGCUAGCGAGCUGAAAAUGGAUCCGCAGACGGGUGAAAGUAUCGGCAUCAUGUGGAUCUCCUUCGCAUCUAGUACUCAGAGUGAUGCACACGAGUCAGCACAGCAAGCCAAGCGCACGCUCGAUGGACAACGGGUCGGACCCUCCCUUGUGCAUAUUGUUCUAGAUCAUGAGCGGAAAAACUAUGUGCAACAGUACCGUGCGCUUUUAAAAAAGAGGUACGAACGAAAACACGAAGAACGUGUCAAAGCACGAGAGCGUGAGAGGCAACAACGUCGCGAACGUCAUGAUCAGGAACAAAAGAUGGCUAAAGAGGCUCGGAAUGCUUUACCCCGCCCAUCUAGAUGGGGUCAGAAGCGUGACGAUGUGUCUCCCACAAUUGCACGGCAUCUAGUAGCCUUGGGGCACCCCUACAUUCAUAUCCCCCGCAUGCCUUCUAGCGCUUUGGAUGCGCGUGAUAUUCGCACGCAUUUCUCAUCGUUCUCACCUGUAUUUGUUGAACAAGAUAUCCAUGGAUGGUACGUCGGAUUUGACCGGCAUGACUCAGCCUUACGCUGUAAAUUGGUACUCGAGACAGGGACACUACAUGGUUACCGGCUGCACUUUGAAGUUCGCGAGCCAAAAGAGCUUAAGAUCAGCUCUUCUGCAAACGAGGCAUCUUCCUCUUUGAAAGCACCCAAGCAGGAUCCUCCUCCUUCCAAAAAAAUAUGGACGCCAGACGAACUGAUUCAAGAAGCCACGUCUCGUAUCCUGUCUAAUUUCACUAAAAUGUUUCUGCGUGACAUAAAAACACGCACAGUUAUACCACAUGUGUCACAAUACUUACGUGCCGAUGGAAAGGGCGGCAUGAUCAUUGCGAACCAAAAGGCACAGCUCAUGGCGCGCUCAGCCACUCAAGCGGGGUAUAUUCCUUCAUUUCGUCGUCUUGAUGCUAUCCCGAAACGUGUAACAGUUCAGAGCGCAGCAUCGAGAAACUUACCCUCUCCCACUCAUUCCAGUCAGCAGCUGGAUCCGUUCGCAGCGGGACUUGUUCAGGACGAUGAAGAGCUGUAUUACUUGGGACAAGUCUUGCAAAAUGCACCAUUGGCACCAUCGGAACGCGAAGAACCUGCUCAUGAAGCAGGAAGCGCACGGGCCCAAGGAUUCUACCGGAUUCCUGCUGCCGAAAAGGCCGUUCACUUGGCAGAUCGGAAUCGGGCUGCAGUUACAGAGACAACCACCACGCACUCUUUAGCUUCUGCAAGGAAUAAUCGUGCUGACACACGACGUCUUGCGCUUGACAUUGAACAGAGUCGGCGGGAGACUCAGGCUGAUACGGAUCUUUUGCAUAUUAAUCAACUCCAAACACGCAAAAAACAGUUGCGCUUUGCUAAAAGUCCGAUCCAUGACUGGGGCUUGUAUGCCAUGGAGCUUAUACCCGCGGGUGAUAUGGUGAUUGAAUAUGUGGGCGAAAUUGUGCGCCAGCAAGUGGCUGACCACCGCGAAAAAAUGUACGAAAGGGCAGGUAAUUUCAGCACCUAUCUUUUCCGUGUCGACGAUGAUAUUGUCAUUGACGCAACACGCAAAGGAAAUAUUGCUAGACUGAUGAACCAUUGCUGUACGCCAAAUUGCACGGCAAAAAUCCUCACGGUACAGGGUGAAAAACGCGUCGUAAUUUUCGCCAAGCAAGUUAUCUUACCUGGCCAAGAACUCACCUAUGACUACAAGUUCCAAGCCGCCGAAGAUGAUGCAGAUGCAAUCCCCUGUCUUUGUGGCUCACCAGCCUGUCGGAAAUUCUUGUAG
Malassezia restricta is the source of this 2163-nucleotide messenger RNA. RefSeq names its product histone-lysine N-methyltransferase SETD1. Gene Ontology annotation, molecular function: histone H3K4 methyltransferase activity; protein binding; nucleic acid binding. Bases 1 to 2163 code for a protein of 720 amino acids. NCBI's taxonomy places the organism in Eukaryota, Fungi, Basidiomycota, Malasseziomycetes, Malasseziales, Malasseziaceae. Gene Ontology annotation, cellular component: Set1C/COMPASS complex. The transcript has 4 exons. The record is from RefSeq and is a predicted model, not a curated record.